Caenorhabditis briggsae is the source of this 585-nucleotide messenger RNA. It is a transcript of the gene Cbr-pqn-10, whose product is annotated as Protein CBR-PQN-10. Lineage: Eukaryota; Metazoa; Nematoda; Chromadorea; Rhabditida; Rhabditidae. The coding region runs from base 1 to 585 and encodes 194 amino acids. The record is from RefSeq and is a predicted model, not a curated record. The transcript is spliced from 5 exons.
AUGGCAAUUUCAACACAACUAUUUUUCACAACUCUUCUAUCAAUGAUUUUUGGAACAAUUCGGACCCAAUUCAUGGGGUAUCCCUAUGAUUAUAGCUCCAUGUUCUCUGGAUACACUGGCUACAACCCAAUGAUGUCUAUGAGCAAUACAAUGGGUACGAUGGGAAAUGGUCUAGGAAUGGGAACAAUGGGGAUGAAUACUGGAUUUGGGACAUUUGGGACAGGAUUGGAGAGUUUGUAUGGAGGACAGGCAAUUCAACAAGUGUACAAUGGAGCGUAUAAUCCGUAUGGGAACGGAAUGUUUAAUUUUGGAAACAACGGAAUGUUUGGACAACAACAAAACACAUUUGGAGCAGCCACGGGGUUCAAUAACAAUAUGUUUGGAGCAAAUACGGGACUUGGAAUCCAACAGAACGGGGCUCAAACAAUGAACGGAAAUCAAUUUCAAGGAGGAUCCCAAAAUACUCUCAAUAAUGGAAAUACAAUGAGAGCCUACGGGAGAAGAAGUAAUAAUGGAGGUGGAGGAUGUAAUGGAUUCGGAGGCGGAUGUCAAGGAGGAUGGCAGAGUAAAAAUAAGAAAUCUUAA